This is a messenger RNA of Planococcus citri (citrus mealybug), 3230 nucleotides long. RefSeq lists its product as uncharacterized. NCBI's taxonomy places the organism in Eukaryota, Metazoa, Arthropoda, Insecta, Hemiptera, Pseudococcidae. The record is from RefSeq and is a predicted model, not a curated record. The transcript is spliced from 5 exons. Bases 2176 to 2844 code for a protein of 222 amino acids.
AUUUUCUUUUUUAAUUGUUUGAAUGUCUUGUUUUUUUGCCAAAAACUGUCAAAAAACCCAUUAUUUUGUUGAAAUUGUCAGUUUCGUUUUAUUUUUCUAAGAAUUGCCUUUUUCGUCAGAAUAGCCGAAAUCCUAACUUCGCUGUAAAAAAAUUGUCAAAAAGUCUAGAUUUUUCAUCAAAAAGUUUCGAAAUUUCAUCAAAAAGUUUCGAAAUAAUUCAACGUUUCAAAAUUGAAUACACUUCAAAUUCGCAAUGGGUAAUUCUGUGUUUUUUUUGUGAUUUUUUCGUAUUGAAAUGUUUUGCUCUCAUUUUGUCACUUUUUUGGCUACUUUUUAAUUACUUUUUGAUUUCUUUUUCGAGCAUUUUCGGGUACAAACUUACUUUUUUGAGAGGAAAAAUUGAGUACGAGCCUUGCCCUCGUUUAACUCGAGUUUGUUCUCUGUUUACUUUUCAUUUUCAAAAUUAAAAUUAACAUCAUUCAAAAUUCUAAAAUUUUCAGUCAAAAGAAAUGAACAAAUUUUUUCAAACGUGGUUUUUAUACCUCUUGAAAUCAGACUUUUUAAAAGCUUUUGUCCUUGCUUUGGGCCAAUUUUUAUCUCAAAUCUAAAAAAAAAAACAGUUUGAUGCUUCCAUAUCCAGGUAAAUUCAAAUUAUGAAGAUAACAAUUUUUUAAUGAAUCUAACUUGGUGCAAGUAGCGUAUUACCUUUAUCAAUUGGUAAAAAUUGUCAUUUCAUCUUGAAAACUCGUCAAAAAUUUAGUAUUUUUUUCUUAUACCGGUCGGCCAAUUUUCAGUCAAUACCCCCUCCCUCCCUCCCUCCUUCCCAAUUCCACUCUUCUCACCCCCCCCCCCCCCUGGAAAAAUGUAUGAUGAAAAAAAAUUGAAAAAAAUAACUGAAAUACAUAUGUAUUAAAAAAUAAAUAUCUAUUUGAUAAUUGAAAAAAAAUUGUCAAAAAUUGUUUGUAAAAAAAAGUUUAAGAAACAAUGUAAAAAAAAAUGUAAAAGAAAAACAUUUGAAAAAAAAGAAAUAAUGAAAAAUAAAUGUGAAAAAAAAUCGAAAAAUUGAAAUUAAGAAAAAAAUUGAAAUAAAAAUUGAAGAGAAGGUUGAAAAAGAAGAAAGUUGAGAAAACUGAAAAAAAAUGAAUAAGUAGAAAUGAUUUAUUUUCAAAAAAAAGAGAAAUUCAUUAUUUUUAAAAUACAAAUUUUUAAAAAAUGUGAAUACUUGUAGAAGAAAAAGUGAUGAAAAAAGUUUGCAUAAGAAAAAGAAAGAAAGAAAAUAAAAAAUAAAAAAGAAAUUUCACUUUGCCUCAAAGUUGGGGUGGGGGGGGCUUAUUUGCUGCCUCCAAAAUAAUAAGAAUUCAUGAAUAACGACUCUCAAACUCAUCAUUUUCAUUUUAGAAAUUACAACAUUAUUACAAUAGUCCAGCAAUUACCCAUACUUCAAUAGCAGUUAAGAUCGUGAAAAAAAAUAUUUGAAAAAAAAACAAAAUAUUGAUAAAUUGCAAAAUGAAUUUUUUUUAUGUGAGUUGAAAAAAAUUGUGAAAAAAGUUUGUAAAAAAUGUUUAAAAUGAAAAAAAAGUGAUGAACAGCCCCAAAAACCCCCAAAAAGCCCUGAUCACGAUUUAGGUUUUGGGUCUCACGUUUAGGGCUUGGUUUUCACUUUUUCAGAGAAAAAGGUUUCGGGUUUUGGGACUUGCCGGCUUGGGCAUUCUGGCUUCAAGGAAAUGAUCAUUUGAUUAAGGCUUUUUCGUUUUUCUUUGGGUCCGUUUGGGUCCUACUCCUACUCCUACUCCUAUUCUCACUGAUCAGUAACCCUCCCUUUAUGCAGUUUUUAAUAAACUUCCGAUAGAGUUCAGCCACUCCGCGCACGUGGUUCGCAGUUCGCACCCUCGACCCUCGCCUUCUCCAUCUCAGUAUCUCACAAAUGUUUGAUCACAGUUUGAUUUGAUUAGAUGUUAAUGUUUUGAUUUAAAUAUUUUGAUCAUCUAAUUUUGCAUUUGUCUAGAAUACUUACUAUAGGUACCUAUUAGGAAUUGCAUUUUAAAAACUGUAUUGUGUAUUGUGAUAGUGAAUUGUUUUAAUAUUAAACGUUACACAGAAUUGUAUAAUUAAUUUAUAUAAUUUAUACCAAAUUUCAAAGUGUAAGUAGGUAUACGAAAGACAUGAACGAUUCAGAUGAUCGAAGUAAUCCAUACCGGUAUGUCAUCCACGCUUGAUCAGGACGCACAAUACGAUAGUGACCUAUUACUAAGGUACUUUUUGAAAUCAAUUCAGGAGCCAGACGUCACAUUAACAGAUAUUAUAGAACUCGAUAAGAAGAUGAUUAAAGAAUACAUCAUCAUAGAGAUGAAUCGUGCAUUUCAAAAAGUUAUCGAUGAACAGAAAUUUCCAUCAUGUGCAGCUAUCCCCGGAGUAUGUAAAGUGAAACUGUUAACACACCUAUGGAUGGAGAAAUUCCUUAAAGCAAAACAAAUUACAAAAGAUGGCGAUGAAAUGGAAGGCAUUCCACCAAACUGGUGUGAGUGUGAUAUGACGCACAGUGACUUCUGUUAUAAAUAUGUGCUGAAUGGUAAUCACUAUUAUAUCUCCUUCAUGGCCUAUACGUAUCGGAAGAGGAUUUCCGUGACACUGGAGGAUAUCGAAAUCAACGCACACGAGAAAGUAUCUUUCAACGAGGAGACUGAGUUGCCGAUCAAUUGCGACCCGGAAAACAUCGAAGACUGUGAUAAAAUAGAGGAAAUAGUUACACGUUUUGCUAUCUGGUUCAAGCCAUUCAUUCGAUGUAAAGAACUUGGCGAACUUCAACCCAGAAAACCCCGCGGUAACACUACUGCAUCAUCGUGAAAUAAUUUGUUUGAAAAUAUCUUUUUUUUUUUAAACGUGAAGAUUAUCCAUUACUAAUCUAAGUAAAUCAACGUUUGUACUUUAUAUCUAUUAUUUUUUUUGUCAAUUGAUUUACCAAUUUCUAAAUAUUCGUUGAUUUCCUUUCUCGAUGCCAAUUUCAAAAUAUGAAUUACGUAAUGUUUUACCAUAAGUAUUUAAUCGAAACGAUAAUUUUAUAAAAAGAUUUUCGAAAAUUACAUCUAUUUAAUAAGAAUGCUUCCGGCAUAGGUUAAUUAAUUUAAAAAAAUUGUCGUUUGCAUACGCAUACACAAAAUGCUGUGAUUUUACUAUGUGAUUAUACGAAUUUUAUGUACAGAGAUGAUUUACAAAUAUACAUGUUCUUUUUA